Molecule: messenger RNA, 285 nt
Organism: Canariomyces notabilis
Lineage: Eukaryota; Fungi; Ascomycota; Sordariomycetes; Sordariales; Chaetomiaceae
Exons: 2
Coding region: 1-285 (94 amino acids)
Biological process (GO): gamma-tubulin complex localization; mitotic spindle assembly; microtubule nucleation by interphase microtubule organizing center
Cellular component (GO): interphase microtubule organizing center; mitotic spindle pole body; spindle
Source: RefSeq, a predicted model, not a curated record
AUGCCACCCAACGAGCGGUCUGAGAAGCAGGCUGCCGCCCAGCAGGCGGUUGAUAUUCUUUAUGAGAUCGCCACCAUUCUCAACUGCCAUCUUGACCGCCGUACGCUAUCCAUCUGCAUCUCCAUGAUCGAGAACGGAGUGAACCCCGAGGCUCUUGCAGUAGGUCGCGCCUAUUCCUCCGUUGUCUGGGUCAUCAUGAAACCGCCUCAGAUUAUCUUCAAUUCCGUUGUUGUCUUUUCCACAAUUCCACUGGCUCACUCAUGCUCAUUCACUCCGCUCGCCUAG